AUGGCUGAGGAAGGUAGUUCUUCAACUUCUGCGUUUGUUUCGUCAUUUAUUUUCUUUGGGCUGGUUGGACUGGUGCUCAUCACAGUGUUUAGUUUUCUUCGUCCCAAGUACAGACGUGUUUAUGAGCCGCGUUCGCUGACUGAUGUUCAGACUGUUAAGGAGGAGGAAAGAGCAGAUUCAGUGCCCGACAGUACUUUUGGCUGGAUCCCUUAUUUGUUGGGUAAACCUCACUCUUUUUUGAUGCAGCAUGCUAGUAUUGAUGGAUACUUUUUGCUGCGGUACGUUGGGAUCACGGCGUCAUUGUCUCUGAUCACCUGCUUUUUGCUGUUCCCUAUCCUAUUGCCGGUGAAUGCUACUAAUGGUCGUGGGUAUGAAGGUUUUGAAUUGCUGUCGUUUGCGAACGUUACGAACCACAAUCGGUUUUAUGCUCAUGUUUUUUUGUCGUGGAUUUUUUUUGGAUUGUUGCUUUAUGUUAUUUACAAGGAAUUGUAUUACUACGUCGUGGUGAGACAUGCGGUACAGACAAGUCCGCUUUAUGAUGGAUUGUUGUCUUCUAGGACGGUGAUUGUGACAGAGUUAAAUGAUACUUUCUCUCACCCUGGUGAGAUGGAAAGACGUUUCCCUCGUGCUUCGAAGAUCGUCUUUGCUGCAGAUCAUAAGCAAUUGCAGGACUAUUGUAAGGAUCGGGCCAAGACUGCUGCUAAGUAUGAGGGCACUUUGAAUAAGUUGGUGAACAAAGCGGUGAAAAUGAAUUUGAAAGCGCAAAAGAAGGGCAAACUAGAUGAUUUGUACCACAAUGGGUCUGAAGCACAGGAUAUGCUUGAAACGUAUGUUCCAACAAAUAAGAGACCAAAGCAGCGGUUAGGUAAGAUCAAGUUACCGUUGAUGUCGGAGAAAGUUGAUUUGAUUCAUUACUCGCAGGAUCACAUUGCAGAAUUAAACGAAAAGAUUCAUCAGGAACAAAGGGAAUGGGAUCAAAAGGAGAUUAAACCAACGGUUUUUAUGGAAUUUUCCACUCAACUUGAAGCACAGAAAUGUUUCCAAUCGAUAGAAUCGGUUAUGGGUAAGUCUUCUUUUGGUAAGAGAUACAUUGGUGUGGCUCCUGAAGAUGUUAAAUGGGAUAAUGUUUCCUUUACAAAGUCAGUGAGACGCGGUAAGAGAGCUUUGGCGAACACUUUUCUAUGUCUAAUGAUCAUCUACUGGGCCAUCCCAGUCACGGUGGUUGGUGUUAUCUCGAACGUUAAUUUCUUAUCUGAGAAAGUUUUCUUCUUACACUGGAUUCAAGAUAUUCCCGAUCCUAUCCUUGGGAUAGUUACUGGUAUUGUACCUUCCUUGGCACUAUCCAUUUUGAUGUCGUUGGUUCCACCAGUUAUUAAGAAAGCAGGUGUGAUAAGUGGAUCUAUGACUGUACAAGAAACCGAAUUGUAUUGUCAGUCAUGGUAUUAUGCGUUCCAAGUUAUUCAAGUCUUCUUGGUUACUACUGCUGCUUCCUCAGCUUCUUCCACCGUUGAGGCUAUCAUUAGAGAACCAAGCAGUGCGAUGACUUUGUUGGCUAACAAUCUUCCAAAGGCUUCGAAUUUCUACAUUUCUUACUUUUUGCUUCAGGGUCUAACAGCUCCACCAUUUGCCUUGGCUCAAGUAGUGCCUUUGGUAUUGAGUAGAUUUUUGGGUAAAUUCCUGGACAAGACUCCUAGACAAAAAUGGAACCGUUAUAAUAAAUUAGCUGAACCAAGUUGGGGGGUUGCCUAUCCAACAGUGCAGAUCCUUGUUUGUAUUUGGAUUUGUUAUGCCGUGAUCGCUCCUUUGGUUUUAGUCUUCAGUUCCUUGUGUUUGUGCUCCAUCUAUCUAAGUUUCAUCUACAUGUUCAACUUCGUUGUUGGAUUUGGUCCAGAUAACAAGGGUAGAAACUAUCCUCGUGCUCUGUUCCAAAUCUUUGUGGCCAUGUAUCUCGCUGAAAUUUGUCUACUUGGUCUUUUCAUCAUGGGAAAGGCCUGGGGUCCACUGGUUCUAGAAGUGGUGGCUAUUGUUGUUACUGUCUUGGCACACCUAUAUUAUAAGAGAAGAUUUAUGCCAUUAUUUGACGCCGUCCCAAUAAGUGCUAUCAGAUACGCUAGAGGUGAAAAAGGUUACAGUUAUCCAGCUGAUUUGGGUUACAAGGAGAUUAGAGACGUUGCUGAUGAGGCAAAGAACGAUUUUGAACAAGAUACUAAUUCAGGUGUCAUUCGUCCAGCAACCUCUGCAGAACUAAAAAGAGCUCACUUACUUUCAAACACUGAUUCUAACACCAACGAAGGUAGUAAUGAUCAAGCCGAAUCUAUUUCAGAGAAACCAGUCAACAUCUUUGACGAGAAUAGACGUAGUAGUACUGAAAGUGGUAGCUCCAAUGGUGUGGCCAAGAAGUCAACACUAGGUGGUGCUUCAAAGAACGAAUCUACUUUUGUUCCUGAUGAAAAUUUCCAUAAAAAAACCUAUAAGGAUUUGGAGAAUAGACCAAGGGAACCAAGGGAUGAACACAGAAAUGCUGAAGGGGCUCUACUAGAAAAUGCAGAUGUCGCUAAAGUUUACGCUGAUCCUGCAGCUAUUGUUGAAGCCGAGAACUCUUUCCCACCCAACAUACCUGAAACCAGAACUUUAAGGCAAAGAGCAAUCAAUUUCUUCUCUCCAGCAAAGAGUUAUCCUUUCGAAACGGUUAGAAUGAGAUUACCUCACAUUUUCAAUACCACUAUCGAGUACGAUGAACAGUUCUUGAACUCGGCAUACAGUGACCCUAGCGUUCAAGAAAAAGAUCCAAUCAUUUGGAUCUGCAAGGACCACAUGGGUCUCUCCAAGCAACUCAUUCGUGACGCACACACCAAAGACGUUUUGGUCACAGAUGAGUUCACCGAGUACGACGAAAAGGGUAGGGCGAUGUACCUCUUCAACCCUCCAGAUUUCGAUUACAAGGCAAAGAGAUAG
This is a messenger RNA of Torulaspora delbrueckii, 2955 nucleotides long. It is a transcript of the gene PHM7, whose product is annotated as Phm7p. Bases 1 to 2955 code for a protein of 984 amino acids. Gene Ontology annotation, cellular component: plasma membrane. Gene Ontology annotation, molecular function: calcium-activated cation channel activity. The record is from RefSeq and is a predicted model, not a curated record. NCBI's taxonomy places the organism in Eukaryota, Fungi, Ascomycota, Saccharomycetes, Saccharomycetales, Saccharomycetaceae. The transcript has a single exon.